This is a messenger RNA of Stegastes partitus (bicolor damselfish), 5269 nucleotides long. RefSeq names its product ecto-NOX disulfide-thiol exchanger 1 (gene enox1). Gene Ontology annotation, molecular function: protein disulfide isomerase activity; RNA binding; NADH dehydrogenase activity. The record is from RefSeq and is a predicted model, not a curated record. The transcript has 13 exons. Gene Ontology annotation, biological process: ultradian rhythm. Bases 54 to 1883 code for a protein of 609 amino acids. Gene Ontology annotation, cellular component: plasma membrane; external side of plasma membrane. Lineage: Eukaryota; Metazoa; Chordata; Actinopteri; Pomacentridae.
AGGAAGGAUCUGAUGACAGCACUGCAGAGAGAGCAGAGAAAAGACCACCGGCUAUGGCCAGCGCAGCUGAUGGUGUAGGAAGUCUGGGUGCUGAGCAGAACCACCUGAGCGUCCCGGUGGCCGAUCAUGGAGCCUGGGCCACGGCCAUGAACAACCUGGGCAUCAUGCCGGUGGGCAUCAGCGGGCAGCAGCUGGUCUCAGACUCUCUGUGCAUCCAGAGGUUCGACCCCGGCCUCGGCCUCAUCGCCCCCAUCAACCCCAUGAUGGCGGGAAUCAGCCUGGUUCCUCCGCCCCCCGUUCCCUCCGACCUGCCCGUCAUCAAGGAGAUCAUCCACUGCAAGAGCUGCACCCUGUUCCCCCAGAACCCCAAUCUGCCUCCUCCGUCGACACGCGAGCGUCCUCCCGGUUGCAAGACGGUGUUUGUCGGAGGUUUGCCGGAGAACGCCACCGAGGAGAUCAUCCGGGAGGUGUUCGACCAGUGCGGGGAGAUCAUCGCCAUCCGCAAGAGCAAGAAGAACUUCUGCCACAUCCGCUUCAGCGAGGAGUUCAUGGUGGACAAGGCGAUCUACCUGUCAGGGUAUCGGAUGCGAAUCGGCUCCAGCACCGACAAGAAGGACUCGGGGAGGAUCCACGUGGACUUCGCUCAGGCCAGAGACGACCUGUACGAGUGGGAGUGCAAGCAGCGGCUGCUGGCCAGGGAGGAAAGACACCGACGCAAGAUCCACGAGGACCGACUGCGGCCGCCGUCUCCUCCUCCCAUCGUGCACUACUCGGAGCACGAGGCGGCGCUGCUGGCCGACAGACUGAAAGACGACCACAAGUUCAGCGAGGCCACGGCGGUGCUGUUCACCUGGAUCGACCGCGGCGAGGUCAACCGCCGCACCGCCAACCACUUCUACUCCAUGAUCCAGUCGGCCAACAGCCACGUCCGGCGGCUGAUGAGCGAGAAGGCUCAGCACGAGGAGGAGAUGGAGCGAGCCAAGGAGAUCUUCAAGAAUGCCCUGCUGGCCAUCCUAACACAGUUCGAGCAGAUCACCGCCGUUUUCACCGCCGCCACCAGGCAAAAGGCAUGGGACCAUUUCUCAAAAGCACAGCGCAAGAACAUAGACAUUUGGCGCAAGCAGUGUGAGGAGCUGAGGAACGCCCACAGCGAGGAGAUCAUGGGCAUCCGGCGGGAGGAGGAGAUGGAGAUGUCGGACGACGACUCGGACGAAAGCCCCUGCAAGAGGAUGCGCACCGAGGAAAACGGAGUGUGCGACCAGACUCAGGCCUCCCUGAAGGAGGAGAACGACUCCUUGCGUUGGCAGCUGGACGCCUACAGGAACGAGGUGGAGCUGCUGAGGAAGGAGACGAGAGGAUCCGGCCGCCCGGACGAAGACCACAACCCGGCCCACGGCCACAGUCCGGAGGCUCAGAUCCAGCUGCUGCAGCAGAACAUGCACAACAUGCAGCAGCAACUCCUGAGUCUGCAGGAGAAGCUGACGAGCAAAGAAGCCGAGCUGGAGCAGGCGCGAGAGGAGCAUCGCUACCUGGAGGGGGAGGUCCUGACCCUCCGAGACAAGGGAAUCAACGGAUGUGUUCCUUCACUUUACCACAGCAGAGACAGAAGAAGUGAACUCAUCAUGAGAGGAGGAGUGGCAUCCGAAAAAGAAGCUCUUCUUCUGGGCAUUAUAUCCACCUUCCUCCACGUCCAUCCGUUUGGGGCCAACCUCGAGUACCUGUGGUCGUACAUACAGAGACUGGACUCGAAGGUGUCUGCAGGUGAGCUGGAGCGCCUCAUGGUCCGACUGCCCACCAUGUUCAGGCAGGAGCUGAGCGGCGUCGGCGCCACUCUGGAGAAACGCUGGAAGUUCUGCGGAUUCGACAGCCUCAGCUCGGCGUGACGCAGGGACAACGCACACACACACUGGGAAGACACACCGACGUGAACACGCGACGCCUCCGGGCUGCAAUCGACAAAUGUGUGUGCGCUCCAUCCUCACACGUUCAGCAGUGCGAUGAUGCUCACUCAAGCGGACACUGGAAGCUUUGGAAGAUGCUCAGAAUCCCAAAACCUCGAGACGUUUGGGUUCAGGUGAAAACUUUACUUCACGGCGAACUGCAGCCGCACGGACAGAAAACUGUUCAUCAGCCCUGAAGACGCUCCGUCUGUCUCUGCCUGGAACUGGUCCUCGCUUGUCUCGUUUGUUGGCCGAGCCCGGAGCCUGAAGCGCCCAGCAGCAAACCCACUCAGCAGAAAGAGAGAUUUAUACCAAAGUUGAUCCGUUAGAGAUUUCAUGCCAAACCUCAUUUCGUUCGCUGGAGCCGAAACUGUUGGUUUAAAGGAGGUUCUGCCGGGCUUCCGUUGGCAUGGUGGGACCACAGAUAGAUCACUUCCUUUAAUGAGAUUUGGGUAAAGGGUUUGCACACCAACUCUACAUCGGUCAUCUGGGGAUGUCCUGAACCCUGAGCUCAUGAUCGGGGCGCGAUCGGCAUUGACAAAAAACCUAAUCCCCGUCCUUUGUUUACAUCUGUGUCACUCAAGUGAUGCAAAUUUGAAUCUUUUGUCCAAAAAUGCAGCAAUAUCAAUCAGUGACUGAUUGAUUUAGAACAUAUAUUGAGGCCUUGUGCUGAUUUUGCUGUUUUAAGUCACUGACACAUUAUAGAGGCGGCAAAGGUUAAGAUUAAGGCUGAGAAUGUUGUCCUAGGUAAUCCCGGAUUGAGUUAACGUAUCGGUCAUUUAGCAUCACGGAAGACUUUGUCAUGGUGCCCCUUUACGAGCUAAACCCCCCACAAGGCGCUGCAACACGUCGUCUUGCUUGCUGGCUGCAGCAACACUAUCACCCUGCUGUAGGGGUAAAAGAACAGUCCGGCUUGUUUGAAGUUCUUUAAACGAAUCAUAGAUGUUGUCAGCGGUUUCCAUUCCAUAAAUUCCAAAACGUGAAAUAUUUAGUGUGGUAGGCUGUUGAAAGGAGGUUGUUCUUGUUUCCCAUUGUGAAGAUAAUAACACACAGAAAGCAGAAGAGAACGACAAAGACACCUGAAAUGAGCAGCGAAUGGCAGAUUUCUACAUUCUACACCCAGUAAGCCAGACUAGUCCCAGUUUAGUUUAACACAUACACACUGGGCAGGUUCCCCCUUUUAACAGCUAAACCCCCACAAUGCUCUCGACUUGCCAACAUGAAACUGCCUUCCUCCUCCAGGUCGCUAUAGUGUCAAACAGACAGAGGCUACACCUGGUGGUGCAACCAGGUACUACAGCUGAUCGACAAUACUUGAAGUGUGUAUAGUCUUGGCAAAUGGUAUCAAAUUGGGAUUCAGAUACUAAAUAUUAAAAGCCUCAGAUUUGCAAAUAAACUUGAUCGAGAUAUCUCUGCUGUUAUCCGACGCAAACAUACUCAGAAACCAUCAUGUUUUGCACAUCAGACCCAUUUGAGCCCAAAUUUUCAGUCCUUGCAUUGACUUUGUUACAAGUGCAAGAAUGCAAGGAGUGUUUAUGUGUGAAAAAACAGAUUCUGACCUACUGACCUCCAAGCAGAACAAUACCAACAAUUAGGAGAAUAAUCAAGACUAAGCAUGAUAAUAGAUCAGUCUUGGUACCACCACACCCGGUCGUCCCACACCGAAAACCGUUUACUAGGUAGUAGUAGGAAUGUAGUUACAUAAACGUACUCAAGUGGUCCUCAUGAUGAGCACCAAUCAGACACAGCAGUAAAACCAUCGACAGGUGAGGUGAAUAACAUUGAUCAUCUUAUUGCAGUCCAACGAUCUGCUGGGAAACCUUUGGUCCUGGUAUCAGAGUUCUACAUGUCUUGGCCCGCUACGCUGUCUUUCAAGCUGCGUGUUUGGAAAAUUUGAUAGAUUUUCUAGUAAAACGUGAAAAUUUUCUUAAGAAACUUGUUUCUCUACCGACGUCUUCGCUGCUAACGGGUAGCGUACGGUUUGUUUUGACAGAAACAACCAUGUGCACAUCGUGAUAUGAGAUUGCUUAGGAAAGAACAGAGGUCGUAUGUAGGCUAGUAUAUUUCUCCAGACUCAUGCUACCAUGUCAGUCAGUAUCGGAUUGCCAGAGCCCUGGGUAUUCAUGUGGAUGUUACUUUAACCCACAAACCAAACAUCGUUUCCCUUCCCCCAGCAGGACAGUACAACCUGCCACGCUGCAAAAUAAAAACUGCUCAGGAACAGCUCCAGCAACACAGAUGAAAUCCAUUUCUUACUUCAGAGUGUCUGAGCCUCCCCUGCUCCUGAACCCCGGCGUGUGACGGGUGACAGUUACUGAGUUGGUGUGUAAACACAAUCCACCUAAACAUGAGACCAUAUUCAUUUCUUACUGCCAGACAUCAUCGGAUUUAAAAAUGAGAAAAUAAAUAAUGCAGGGAAACUGCUCCAGGGUUUGAAAUAAUCUGAGCGACUAGGUGUGAAAACACUCCAGGCCUGUUUGAGAUCUUGGACGCUGGAAACUGGAGGACGGAGGUGGAAGAGGACGAUAUUUUGGGGAAACACUGCACGAAGUUGACGGAAGCAAAGAAGGAAAAAAAAAGAAAAGUUAUGUUCAGUGACAGGAUGAUGUGAAAGAGCGGGAGAGGAGCGAAUUCAGUCAUUCUGCUUAAUUUAUUUCAUUAUACUGUAUUAAGAAACUGUUCACUGAAGGCAGCGGACCGAAGUGUCUCACUGCCACGAGUUACGUAUUGUAAUUAAACAUGACGACAGGAAAAACGCUCCAGACUGUUUGUACAUCUCAGAGUUGGUAACAGUAGAGUUCAGCGUCAGGAGGAAGGUGAGCAGUGUGACAGACGGAGGAGGAGGAGGAGGAAGAGGGGAGGUCACGCACUCGUCUUCGUUUUUAGUGUUUCUAAAGACCACAGUGCUGUAUAUGUAUUAGAAAUGAUAACUAAGUGAUUUUGUAUUGCACUUCCAUAAAAGUGAGGGGACUCUUGUUCUUUCGUUAUUUAAAUGUCCCCUCCAGAUGUGUUUUAAGACAUAUAAAAAUAUUCUGCUUUGCUUAAUAAAUUGUGUCUGAUAUAUUAUUUUCCACUAAAAGCUGAAUGAAACACUCUCCUUUUCCUUUGGAAUGAAAAGUUUUGUUGCUGAGACGUCUCCAGUUCAGUGUAUUUGUGCUGCAGGUUCGAGUUUCCACGUCACAUUUCUCCAAGCUGCAAACUGAACUACAACUGUUGGUGCUUUGAACUCAGAUUGAAGGUGUGCAAAGAGAACCGUUCCCCGCAGGAAACUGUGAAAACACCAUGUUACAUGCAAACAGUGCAAUUAUGGCCCUUUUUUUUGAAAAGCA